This is a messenger RNA of Acipenser ruthenus (sterlet), 3890 nucleotides long. RefSeq names its product oleoyl-ACP hydrolase (gene olah). Bases 112 to 879 code for a protein of 255 amino acids. NCBI's taxonomy places the organism in Eukaryota, Metazoa, Chordata, Actinopteri, Acipenseriformes, Acipenseridae. The transcript is spliced from 7 exons. The record is from RefSeq and is a predicted model, not a curated record. Gene Ontology annotation, biological process: lipid biosynthetic process.
ACACGAUUGGACUCGUAGCAGGAAGUAGUGAAAUGAAAAUAAUUUCUGUAAUGGUACAGACAGAUCGGCACACGGUCCGUACAGCUUUUCGUGCAAUCACCAAGCCUCAGGAUGGAAAAAGUAAUAAACUGUUUUUGCAAACGACCUGAUGCUGUGGCAAGACUGGUCUGCUUUCCCUGGGCUGGAGGAGGUUCCAUUUAUUAUGCUCGUUGGGGCCAACUCUUUAACAGUUCAGUAGAAGUUUACUCUGUUAAACUUCCUGGAAGAGAAACCCGAGUUCAAGAGCCUUUUGCAGAAGACAUCCAACAGAUUGUUGAUGAAGUCAUUAGCGUGUUGCUGCCAAAACUCAAAGAAAAACCUUUUGUGUUUUUUGGUCACAGUUUUGGGGCACUUACCUGCUUUGCUACUGCGGAACACUUGAAAAAAAAACAUGGACUAGAGCCAGUGCAUCUUUUUGUAUCUGGUACUUCAGCCCCACAUUCCAAGGCGCGUCAGACCUCGAUGAAGAGGUCUGAGUUGUCGGAUGAAGAGUUCCUCAAAUGGAUGACUGCAGUAGGCGGAACUCCUUCUGAAAUCUUAAAGAACACAGAAGUAGUGAAGUUAUUUCUUCCCGUCCUGAAAGCUGAUAUGCGGGUUGUAGAGAAAUACAGCUAUCCAGCACCAGAGAGCAAUGUUCUUACCUGCCCUGUUACAUGUUUUGAUGGAAAAGAGGAUACACCACAUGACCUAGAAGCAUGGAAGGAUCUAACCAGUGGGGAAUUCACAAUACAAAUGCUUCCAGGAGCUCACUUUUAUUUAAAGGAUCCCAGCAACGAAACUAUAAUAAUAGACAACAUCACAAAACAUUUAGAGACUGCUGAAAUGGAUUAUCUAAAAUGAUGUUCAUCUUCUCAGAUUUAAAUACUGGAAUUCUGUUUUUCUUUUGUUUUAACUGUCAGCCAUUCCAUAGUGGAGACUGCAAAUAUGUUGAUUAACCUGGUUUGAUUUGAUAUCAGACUGUCAGCGACACAGCACUCAUCCCAACAUACAGUAUGAUUUCAUUUAGGAUCACAUUCAAACCUGCAUAACAAAAACAAAAGAAACAGUAAAAUGAAUUUACAAGUCAGCAAUCUGUACCAUAGUUACAAAGAAUCUAUUUUACAGUAAUUUGAAUAUCAGCAUGGACCAGUUCGUAUUUAUUUGGCACAGAGAAAAGAGACAUUGAGGAUAACUGAUUGUGCAAAUGUUCUCAAAAAAUAUCUAAUGAAAUUAAGUAAAUUCCUAUGACAUAGCCUUAUUAGCGCAACCAGUCACUAACCAGAACUCGUUCAUAAGUAGUGUAAGAAAACACACACCACUAACGUGUAAAGAUGGCAGUAAAAACAAGGUCUAGUUUAUUGUAGUAAUACAAUACAAACAGAGCAGCGAGCUCCAGUCUCAGUAGGAAGGACACCUGAUCCCCAGGCACCGGGUUGUGUCAUCCUUUAAACAUAAGAGUUUCAUCCCUCAAGCUCAAGACAUACAUAUGAAAUACAGACAAUUUCCAUAUAUGGUUCUUAAUAAGUAGUUUAAUUAUUUUCUACAUGCGUAGCUCUCAGAUUUUGAAAACCUCAAUAUUUGUCUCAAUGCAUGUCCCUAACAGAUACAAUCAUAGCUGGAUUAAUUUACCGAUAUUUUUGUCAGUCUGUCUCUGUCUGUCUGUCUGUCUGCCUGUCUGCAAGCAGGCAAGCAGGCAGGGCAGCAAUGUGGAGUAGUGGUUAGGGCUCUGGACUCUUGACCGGAGGGUCGUGGGUUCAAUUCCAGGUGGGGGACACUGUUGCUGUACCCUUGAACAAGGUACUUUAUAUAGAUUACUCCAGUAAAAACCCAACUGUUUAAAUGGGUAAUCGUAUGUAAAUAUAAUGUGUACAAAAUUAAAUAAUGUGAUAUCUUGUAACAAUUGUAAGUCGCCCUGGAUAAGGGCGUCUGUUAAUAAAUAAAUAAAAAUGUAUGACGUAUGGCCAGUUGUACCUAAUAUAUACCAAUUGCAGAUAUACAGUAUGAUGUACCUGUGAAUAAACAAAAUUGCAUCAGUGGAAAUCACAAAAGAAAAACUGACAAAUGCGACAACUUUAAAAAAAAAAGUUUUAUUUAUGUUUAGUACAUUUCUGAAAGGUUUUAAAAUGAACAGUGUGUUUGAAACAAACUCCAUUGUUGAACCAUGAUUAGAAGAAAUACCCCCAGUACUACAGGGUAGCCUACACUUGCAAAUUAAACAGGUGCAUUAUAUACUACUUCAGUGGUUAUACUUUUCUUUACAGCCCGUACUUGUCAAUGACCUCCUUUGCUUUAGCAAUAUAGGCUGCCAUGGCAUCAUCCUUUGACAUUCCUGUAAGACACAAAAUACACACUGAAAAACAUUAGUAAAAAAAAAAAAUUUAUAUAUAUAUAUAUAUAUAUAUAUAUAUAUAUAUAUAUAUAUAUAUAUAUAUAUAUACACACACACACAUACAGUAAUAAUUAGUUAAUAUUUUGUCAAAAUAUGUAUUUAACAUUUUAAAGAUAUGGUAUUUGUGAUCAUGUUCUGUAAUUAAUAUUAAGAACCAUUUCAGUAUAAAAUGGAAAUUAUGAAAUGUGAAUUAAUUACUCAGUAAAUGUUAAAGGAUCAAUCUGUAUUUCCUGUUGGGCUUGACAGGUAAACUAAAAUAAGCAAACAUUCUCAACAUAACCACUUGGAUCCAUAGUAGAUUUCCUGGAGGAAAACACAACUUAGCACCAAUUGUUAUUUCUUGGCUUUAAAUGUUGUAAACAUUGCAGGUGGAGAUCAUUUGGAGUUAAAAGACUUGUUACCAUGGUGAUUUUACUAUUACUGCUUAUGUUAUGUCUUUGUUCCUUUCAUUAACUAUCGAACUUGAACCUCUAACCAAGUAGUGACUCAUUUAAUUAUACCUGUUAAACCUGAUGUCACAUAUUCUCAUGUUGCCCUCUUGUCAGAAACACCAUAUUUCCUAGAGUAAGUAGAUUACUUUUUCUUAAUUUUGCUUUCCCUGGCCUUUUUAUGAUGUCAGUCUGAGUGGUUAAUAUUGCAAAUGUCUGUCUUGUUAAUGUGCUAUCAACUCUUAAUUUAUAGUUACCUGCCAUAGAUAUGGGCAUUGUAGUUUAAAUCUGUAAAAGCGUCUUUAUAUUUGUAAGUCCCAGCACCACCUAGUGCACUUCCGUGUUCUGACAGCAAAUUAAAAGAAAAAAAAUAUCUAAGGUGACUAAUCACUAGAUAGUGCUGGCUCUUAUGUCUAUAAGGCCACUUUCUAGACAGACCUAGGCUAUGUUACAUACUGUAUGUCAAUGACAGCCAACUAUAACUGAAGAGCAGCUCCUGCACUCUGAUAGAUAUAAUAUAAAAGGCAAGGGGGGAAACUGAAAAUGUAUUUGAAGCUACUUUAAACGAGGUGUUUCAGGUGUUAGAACAUGAAAUGUUGUUUUUUGUGUAUUUUAUUUUUCUCAAGGUGGUAUCAGGAUAGGAUUAACAACACAAAUUCUCUGAUCUUCCACAAGAAGGCUGUCUGGACUCUGUAUUGAAAUGUUUGUUAGCAGUGUUAGCCAGCAGCUGCAGACACAGAAAUGUGUAACCAUUUAUAAAUAAACUUGUGGAAGAUUUAAACUCACAUAAGCACACAUCUGUUAGUUAAAAGUACCAAACGGUUGUGUGCCAUGCAUGCAGUGGCCUGAAACCUAGUCUCCUGAAACCAAGUUCCAAGCCACAAAGUGGCUUUGUGUUCCCUCAGCUUAAGUGAUAAAGAUUUGAAGCAAAUGGAGUAAUGCAACUAGAACAAUAUGGACUAUUAGAGCAAGAAGAAUUAACUAAAGACGGUAGUCUGUUUCUGGAAUAUAGGUAAAUAUGCUGUACUGUCAAUAAAGUAUUAGUAGUAAACUGA